AUGAUUACGCGCCAAUCACCUCUUCAUCUCACCGAAUCUUUGUUUGGGAAUCCUGUGGACUUCGACGUGCUCAAAUUCAGGGGAGGGAUUACAGUAAGCACACCCGAGCAGAAGGCUUUCCUCAUGCAAAAUGUUCAGAUUAUUUUUAACUUCACUUUGAACUUCUCGAUCGACGAAAUCCUAGUCAAUUUCGAGGAACUAAGGAACCAACUGAACGCGGGCCUACAUUUAGCUCCGUACGAGAACUUGUACAUACGGCUGACCAAUCUAAAGGGUUCAACGGUGGCUCUACCGAUAAUCGUUCAGUCCCAAGUCCUCUUAGCCGUGGGCAUAAAUCCCUCCAAAUUGAGGUUAAAACAGCUUGCUCAAACCAUAACUGGGUCCCACUCGAAGAAUCUCGGCCUUAACAACACUGUGUUUGGACACGUCAAGCAAGUCAGCCUCUCUUCUAUGCCGCCAGCUAUUUCACCUUCACCAUCAACAAGCUAUAAUAAUAACCGUGGAGGAUCUGUGUUUGGGGGAGAGAGGGGAGAGAAUCACAGAUGCUGUUCCUGCACCUCCGCCAGCCUGUUGUCAGGGGAAGCACAAAAGACAUUCACACGUGGCGCCUUCUCAUUCGCCGCCUCCUAA
Molecule: messenger RNA, 630 nt
Organism: Striga hermonthica
Lineage: Eukaryota; Viridiplantae; Streptophyta; Magnoliopsida; Lamiales; Orobanchaceae
Source: the annotation of a GenBank genome assembly